AUGGAUGCGCCGCGCAACGAAGCUCAGCCCACCGCCGAAAAUCUUCCUGCUGGAGAGGGUACCAAGGCAGAGUCUGUUGCCAGCAGCGAUGUCGCAAUUCUCAACUCAAUGGGUUAUAAGCCCGUUUUACAUCGAACAUAUACGUUUAUCGAGAACUUUUCGACCACAUUUGCGGCGCUAUAUUUUGUCGGCGGAGUGCGUGUGACGUUCAGCACCGGCAUUGCGGGCGGAGGUAAUUUGGCUUACUGGACAAGCUACCUCGUCACCUUGGUCUUUACAUUUAUAACUGCGGCGGUUAUUGCAGAGGUCUGCUCGGCUGCGCCCACAGCAGGUUCAAUCUACCUGUGGGCCGCUGAAGCAGGCGGUCCGCGCUAUGGACGGUUUUUCGGAUUUGUCGUUGCGUGGUGGAGCACUACUGCCUGGACUACCUUCUGUGCCAGCAACACGCAAGCUGCCACCAAUUACAUGCUAUCUGAAAUCAAUGUAUUCGGUCUAGACUUCCCUACGGAUCCUAGCAACGUCAAGUUCCGCGCAGUUCAAUGGAUCUGUACAGAAGUUUUUCUUGCAUUGGCUGCGCUGGUCAAUCUCAUCCGCCCGCGCCACUUCAAAUACAUAUUCUGGUUUUCUUCGGGAAUUGUGUUCUUGGACUUUAUCCUCAAUGUUAUCUGGCUUCCCAUUGGCACCGCUAAGACCUGGGGUUUUCGCUCAACACACGAUGCGUUUAUGAGCACCUACAAUGGCACUGGUGCUCCUGCAGGGUGGAAUUGGUGUCUGUCUUAUCUUGCUACCGCAGGUAUCCUCAUUGGCUUUGAUGCGUCAGGCCAUGUGGCAGAGGAAACAAAGAAUGCGUCUAUCACUGCCGCACGAGGUAUCUUCUGGAGUGUCAUUGUCAGUGGCUUUGGUGCUCUUCUGACCAUUAUCCUUUUUCUUUUUUGCGCUCCCGAUGCGGACACUCUCUUCUCAUUUGACGCUCCUCAGCCCUUUGUUCCUCUCUAUGCUGUUGUGCUCGGAAAGGGAGGCCACAUUUUCAUGAACGUUGUGUGCAUCGUUGCCCUUUGGCUUAACACCGCUAUUGCGAUUGUCGCAAGUUCCCGUCUUGUUUUUGCAGUAGCCCGCGACGGAGUUUUGCCCUUCUCCAGCUGGGUUGCCCAGGUAUCGCCCGAGGGUCAGCCCCGUAAUGCGGUCAUUGUCGUAUACGCCGUUGCCGCGUUGAUAACCUGUACCAUUCUCCCUUCAGCGGUAGCAUUUACGUCGUUAAUCUCCGCUGCCGGUGUACCUUCGGCUGCUGCCUACGGACUUAUCUGCUUUGGGCGAGUUUUCCUUACGCCAAAUAACUUUCCCAAGGCACGAUGGAGCUUGGGUCGCUUCAGCAAGCCGUUCCAGUUUAUUGGCAUCUUUUGGAACGGCUGGGUUGUUGCGGUUCUUUUCUCGCCUUACAUUUGGCCUGUCACCGGCGAGACGCUCAAUUAUGCUCCUAUUAUCAUGGCUGGCGUGACCAUUUUUGCCAUUAUUACUUGGUGGUUCACUCCCGAGAGCAAGUGGUUGCCCAGUCAGCGCCUGAGCCAUUUCGUCCACAGCAAGGGACUUGGCGAAGGCGAAGACACUCGCGUUACUGAAGAAGCUAUUCCCGAAACCGCAGUUCGGGAAGAGUAA
Messenger RNA from Xylona heveae TC161, 1653 nucleotides. Its product is annotated as putative amino acid permease. The coding region runs from base 1 to 1653 and encodes 550 amino acids. Gene Ontology annotation, biological process: transmembrane transport. NCBI's taxonomy places the organism in Eukaryota, Fungi, Ascomycota, Xylonomycetes, Xylonales, Xylonaceae. Gene Ontology annotation, cellular component: membrane. Gene Ontology annotation, molecular function: transmembrane transporter activity. The record is from RefSeq and is a predicted model, not a curated record. The transcript is spliced from 7 exons.